UGAGAGAGAAACCACGCUUCUGAAUUUAUAAUGAGUAGACAACAUGUGGACCAGGUCGUCAAAUUUGACUGUUUAAACGAUCAUGUGUUUCAUUUCCACAAUUUAUUUGUUUUUACCACACACCUAAACCCUAAUUAAUUUAUUCUUUUCUUUCCACCGCGUUUCAAUUGUCAAACUACCGCCAGUCCACAUUAUAUGUUUGUAACAACUCCACCAGAUUAUCGGUUUCCUAUAAAAUAAGACCACAACCCUAACCAUUAUUUCCCAAACACACCAUCUGCAACUGCAAGAAUCUUGGAAAACAAACCCACAUAUCCAUAAAGCUCGAAGCUAUGUCAAUGGCGACUUCUUCUUCCAUCACCGUCUUCUCUGCAAAGCCAACGAGUACGAGGUCUUGGAAUCCCAUCUCGAGAUUAGCCGUUUCCAAGUGCAAGAACCACGAAUUGAGCUUCUGGGCCCGAAAGAAAACACUCCAAUACACCAGGAAAUCAUUUGUUGUGAGUGCCAACACUGCACCUGGAGUUCCACCAGCUUCUGGCCCACCAUCUUCUUCCAAACCCAUGAGCUGGAUUCUGGGACUAGUGGUAUCAUUUAUUCUACCUUUUUUCACCAACAAAUGGGGGCCAUUAUGGGUGAUUAAAAAUAAGCUGGAAAAUGCAGUUCAAACGGUGGAGGACAUAGUGGAGGCGGUGGAGAAGGUGGCGGGAUCCGUCGACAAAAUCGCCGAGGACAUCGCCGACGAUCUUCCCGAGGGAUCAAAGCUGCGCGAUCUUGUUGAGAAGGUCGAACAUUUGGCUGAGAAAACAGCCAAGACGGCUGACUCUCUCGACAACGUCAUCGACAAGGUUCAAGAAGCUAGUGACCAGGUGGACGACAUUGUAUGUGCAACCAAAGAAGAAAAAAGUUCAUCUGAAGCUGCAAAAAAUAAAAAUGAUUGAAUUUUUUCAUUUUAACUAUGGUUCAACACCAAUUUUAGUUACAUUUUUCGAAGUUAUUAUUUGUAAAUAAACUAAAAGAAAUAAAAAUAAACAAAAUUCCCAUUUGAUUUUUUUUAAAGAAAUACUUUUGAUAUCUCUUGAUGUAGCAAUUUCGGAUCAUCUGUAUCAGUUUUCAAGAAUUUAAUUGGAGGUCAUUCUUCCAGCAAUAUGAUUUAUCAAA
Molecule: messenger RNA, 1158 nt
Organism: Salvia miltiorrhiza (redroot sage)
Lineage: Eukaryota; Viridiplantae; Streptophyta; Magnoliopsida; Lamiales; Lamiaceae
Exons: 5
Coding region: 333-938 (201 amino acids)
Source: RefSeq, a predicted model, not a curated record